Lizanozyma spartinae is the source of this 237-nucleotide messenger RNA. RefSeq lists its product as uncharacterized. The transcript has 2 exons. Bases 1 to 237 code for a protein of 78 amino acids. Gene Ontology annotation, cellular component: mitochondrion. The record is from RefSeq and is a predicted model, not a curated record. NCBI's taxonomy places the organism in Eukaryota, Fungi, Ascomycota, Pichiomycetes, Serinales, Debaryomycetaceae.
AUGGCUGAUUUCUCAUUGGAGGAUUUGCAAAAGUACAAGGUUCCGUUAAAGUGGAGAGAUAGAUGUGCUGCCUACUAUGCUUUGUAUUUGAGUUGUCAAAAGAGAGGUGACACUGACUGUCAUCACGACAAGGUUGUGUGGGAAGAAUGUCAAUAUUUGGAUUUGGAAAGAAGACGCAAGGAAUUGGAAGAAAUGAAGGCUAAAAGAAGAGAAGAAUUGGCCAAUAAGGACGCCUAA